Messenger RNA from Protopolystoma xenopodis, 231 nucleotides. The record is from the annotation of a GenBank genome assembly. Lineage: Eukaryota; Metazoa; Platyhelminthes; Monogenea; Polystomatidea; Polystomatidae.
AUGGGCUGGGUAGGUAGCGCUCUCAAGGCCUCUGCGGCCUACCUGCCACAUCAAGUGUCCGAAGUGUUUGCUCAAGACCGCUCAUUUGCGUGGGCGAGAGUGCCUAUGUCUGGUCCCGCAGUCGUCAGCUCAACCGGACAGACAGUUGGUGGAGGUGGCGGCCCUGGAAGCUUGCCCAGCUCUGGAUACGGUUCCACGGGGUCAGCGGAUUCAGGUCGGCUAAAUUUUUAA